This is a messenger RNA of Sorex araneus (European shrew), 2884 nucleotides long. It is a transcript of the gene SWAP70, whose product is annotated as switching B cell complex subunit SWAP70. Lineage: Eukaryota; Metazoa; Chordata; Mammalia; Eulipotyphla; Soricidae. Gene Ontology annotation, cellular component: cytoplasm; nucleus. Bases 64 to 1839 code for a protein of 591 amino acids. The record is from RefSeq and is a predicted model, not a curated record. The transcript has 13 exons.
GCCUCAGUCGCGCCGUGGGGCUGGCGGGGCGAGUCGGGCAGUCUGCGCUGCAAGGCCGUGGCGAUGGGGGGCUUGAAAGACGAGCUGCUCAAGGCCAUCUGGCACGCUUUUACCGCGCUCGAUCUGGACCACAGCGGCAAGGUCUCCAAAUCGCAGCUCAAGGUCCUUUCGCAUAACCUGUGCACGGUGCUGAAGGUCCCGCAUGACCCUGUUGCCCUUGAAGAACACUUCAGGGAUGACGAUGAGGGACCCGUUUCCAAUCAGGGCUAUAUGCCCUAUCUGAACAAAUUCAUUUUGGAGAAGCCUGGCACUUGGCUCAUGGUCCAAGACAACUUUGACAAAAUUGAAUUCAAUAGGAUGUGUUGGACCCUCUGUGUCAAAAAAAACCUCACAAAGAGUCCCCUGCUUAUUACAGAAGAAGAUGCAUUUAAAGUGUGGGUUAUUUUCAACUUUUUGUCGGAGGACAAGUAUCCGUUAAUUAUUGUUCCCGAAGAGAUUGAAUAUCUACUUAAGAAACUUACAGAAGCUAUGGGAGGAGGUUGGCAGCAAGAACAAUUUGAACAUUAUAAAAUCAACUUCGAUGACAGUAAGGAUGGACUUUCUGCAUGGGAACUUAUUGAGCUUAUUGGGAAUGGACAGUUUAGCAAAGGCAUGGAUCGGCAGACGGUGGCAAUGGCAAUUAAUGAAGUCUUUAAUGAACUUAUAUUAGAUGUCUUGAAACAGGGUUACAUGAUGAAGAAAGGCCACAAACGGAAAAAUUGGACUGAACGCUGGUUUGUACUAAAACCCAACAUAAUUUCUUACUACGUGAGCGAGGAUCUGAAAGAUAAGAAAGGAGACAUCAUCUUGGAUGGGAACUGCUGUGUGGAGUCCUUGCCUGACAAAGAUGGAAAGAAAUGCCUUUUUCUCAUAAAAUGUUUUGAUAAGACCUUUGAGAUCAGUGCUUCAGAUAAGAAAAAGAAACAGGAGUGGAUUCAGGCCAUUCAUUCUACCAUCCACCUGCUGAAGCUGGGCAGCUCCCCGCCACACAAAGAGGCCCGGCAGCGUCGGAAGGAAUUCCGGAAGAAGCUGCUGGCCGAGCAGGAAGAGCUGGAGCGGCAGAUGAAGGAGCUGCAGGCUGCCAAUGAAAACAAGCAGCAGGAGCUGGAGAGCGUGAGGAAGAAACUGGAAGAAGCGGCGUCUCGUGCAGCAGAAGAGGAAAAGAAGCGCCUUCAGACUCAAGUGGAACUGCAGGCCAGGUUCAGCACAGAGCUGGAGCGGGAGAAGCUUAUCAGACAGCAGAUGGAAGAGCAGGUGGCUCAGAAGUCCUCUGAACUGGAGCAGUAUUUGCAGCGGGUGCGGGAGCUGGAAGACAUGUACCUGAAGCUGCAGGAGGCGCUUGAAGAUGAGAGGCAGGCGCGGCAAGACGAGGAGACGGUGCGGAAGCUGCAGGCCAGGCUGCUGGAGGAGGAGUCGGCCAAGAGGGCCGAGCUGGAGAAGUGGCACUUGGAGCAGCAACAGGCCAUUCAGAACACAGAGGCCGAGAAGCAGGAGCUGGAGAACGAGCGUGUGCGCAAGGAGCAGGCCCUGCAGGAGGCCAUGGCGCAGCUGGAGCAGCUGGAGCGUGAGCGCAAACAGGCGCUGGAGCAGUACGAGGGAGUUAAAAAGAAGCUAGAGAUGGCAACGAAUACAACUAAGAGCUGGAAAGACAAAGUGGCCCAGCACGAAGGAUUGAUUCGAUUGAUAGAACCAGGUUCAAAAAACCCCCACCUGAUCACUAACUGGGGCCCUGCGGCCUUCACGGAAGCAGAACUUGAAGAGAGAGAGAAGAGCUGGAAAGAGAAAAAGACCACUGAGUGACGAAACAGCACCGGCCCACGGGCAAGCAGAUCCUGGGUGUAGCUGGAAGCUUUUUGCUGGAGACAAAAGAAACUGGCUUUGAUGCUUCUAACUGUUUUUCCUUCCAGGUCCUCUUAGGAUACUCUGGGCCAGUACCCUAAGACAGCUUUCUUUUUUACCUACCUGCAAAUAAAGUGCUUACCUGCAAGGGAAAGAAAUAGUCAACAUCACCAAGCCCUGUACCCUUUCUCUGAAAAAUACCAGCUUCUGGAAAUUCCUUUUGAACCCUCUGAGAUUCAAGGCUGUACACAGACUGCAGUGGGUGCCAUUGCCUGCCGUGGUUGGAAGGAGCAGGUUCUCAGAAUCACUGGACGAUCAGAGCUUCUAUCUCCUCCAAGUGCUUAUUUCAGAAAUAGAUCGUCUGGUACACCUGCCAUCCCAUGACAGUUGCUGGGCAUGCCUUUGAUUGUUGCUCCAUAAGACAUGACGUGGACAUACGUGGACCUGGAUGUGGCUCUCAGUGGUUAGAGCCCUUAGAUGCAUCUGUGCAGAUGUUUUCUGUACAAUGCACCAUGCUAGUGAUUGAUGUCCUGGUCGCAGCCGCCUCUCUCAGAGGCCAGAAUCCCUUCCAUGGUGCUUUGGCUAACAUAGAUGCUUAUGAAUCAGAACACAUAAGUAAAAGUAACAAAUCUUAUUUGGAAUGGUGUUUUGAUACUAACUGAAUUCCUUCUAAUAUCUAAAAUGGUCUUAGCAUCAAAUGAUAGACCCCCCUUUUUUUUUUACCCUUUUGUUUUUCUUUCAUAGUUACUGUACAGAAAAGUUUCCAGAGUAUGUGAAUGCUUAUUAUAAUUAGGCCCUUUCCUUAAUAAACCAGGAUAUGAUCAUUUAUAGGAAUUAUACAUGAGAAAAAGUUUAUAAAAUGUAUUUUUUAUGAUGUGCUUUGUUGAGAGGGAACAAAUAUUUAUAAUUUUCAAACAUUCUUAUCUAAAUAUUGUACAAUGUAAUAUGCUUUCUUAAUUUUUUGCUAAUUUUUCUAAGACAUAAUAAAAUGUUUUGUAUGUUUCUC